This is a messenger RNA of Ipomoea nil (Japanese morning glory), 2720 nucleotides long. RefSeq names its product nucleolar protein 10. Gene Ontology annotation, molecular function: protein binding. The record is from RefSeq and is a predicted model, not a curated record. Gene Ontology annotation, cellular component: 90S preribosome; nucleus; nucleolus. Bases 185 to 2368 code for a protein of 727 amino acids. Lineage: Eukaryota; Viridiplantae; Streptophyta; Magnoliopsida; Solanales; Convolvulaceae. Gene Ontology annotation, biological process: maturation of SSU-rRNA from tricistronic rRNA transcript (SSU-rRNA, 5.8S rRNA, LSU-rRNA). The transcript is spliced from 16 exons.
AGCCUAAUACAUCAAACUCUGAACCGCCAGCCAGGCAGCCAUUACAGAAACCCUAACAAAACCCCUAAACAACUUCUAUACUGGACGCUUACAGGAGGUGGUAGGCUGAGCUUAGCUGAUAGGAGCUUUGAUUCUUUGGCGUUUUGUCUGUCUAAAAUUCCAACCUAAAGCUGAAAGCUAAGCAAUGGCGUACCAAGGCGGGAAUUUGAAGUCCACGUCGAUCAAUGGGGUUAAGAUGUACUCCGUCGCCGGUCAAAACCGUUCCGUAGCUACAUGGCUUCCACCUAAGAAGCUCAGAGCCCUUCGCAAAGACCCAAAUUAUUUGCAAAGACUGGAUAUAAUCCAAGAUUUGAGAUUUGAAACUGCUACAACUAGAAUUAAGGUGACUCCUGAUGGAGAGUAUCUCAUUGCCUCAGGCAUUUACCCGCCACAAGUUAAAGUAUAUGAGCUGCGUGAACUGUCAAUGAAGUUUGAAAGGCAUUUGAUCUCAGAGAUUGUUAAUUUUCAGGUCUUGAGUGAUGACUACUCAAAAAUUGCUUUUCUUUGCUCUGAUCGCUCUGUUCGCCUCCAUGCAAAAUAUGGAAGUCACUACAGUUUACGCAUUCCAAGGAUGGGAAGGGAUAUUGCAUAUGAUUGCUGGUCUUGUGACUUGCUAUGUGCUGCAUCAUCGCCAGAUUUGUACAGAAUAAAUUUAGAACAGGGACGCUUCCUUACCUCUUUAAGCACACAGUCCCCAGCACUAAAUGUUGUUUCUCGAAGUAAGAUCCAUGGACUAAUUGCUUGUGGAGGUGAUGAUGGUGCUGUAGAAUGCUUUGACUCGAGAGCAAGAUCUUCAGUUGGCAGGAUAAAUGCUGCUGCAGCUGCUGGUGAUCUUGACCAGGAGGUCACUGCAAUAGAGUUUGAUGGGGAUGGAGGUUACCUCACGGCAGUUGGAAGUAGUGAUGGAAAGGUUAUGAUUUAUGACCUGCGUUCUUCACAUCCAAUGCGUGUAAAGGAUCACAUGUAUGGAAGCCCAAUACUUAAUAUUAAGUGGCACAAGACACUUAACACUGAGCAACCAAAGUUAAUAACUGCUGACAGCCACAUUGUUAGGGUCUGGGACCCCAAUACAGGAGAAGGCAUGACAAGCAUUGAACCGACAGGUGGCAGAAUCAAUGAUAUAUGUGUGUUUAGUGGCACUGGCUUGAUGUUGGUAGCACUAGACUCCAGUCAAAUACCUUCUUAUUUCAUACCUGCACUAGGCCCAGCUCCUAAAUGGUGCUCUUACCUAGAAAACUUAACGGAAGAGAUGGAGGAGGGUGCACAAACAACUAUUUAUGAUGAUUUCAAGUUUUUGACAAAAGAAGAUCUUGAGAGGUUGAAUCUGACUCAUUUGAUAGGAACAAACCUCUUAAGAGCCUAUAUGCAUGGUUACUUUGUUGACUACCGCCUGUAUAAAAAGGCACAAGCUCUUGCAGAUCCAUUUAUCUAUGAUGCAUACAUAGAGAGACGGAAACAGGAGAAAUUAGAAAAAGAACGUGAAUCUCGUAUCACGAUCAAGAGGAAAUUGCCAAAAGUUAAUAGGGCCUUUGCAUCUCAACUUCUUGAGAAUGAAGAAGCUGAAAAUGAGAAGGAUGCUGAUGGUGCUGAUGCCGAUGGUGCUGAUGCUGAUGCCAAAAAAACAUCAAAGAAGAAGAAGAAGGGACCAACCAGCAGUGAAAUCUUUGAAGAUGAACGGUUCAAAGCAAUGUUUGAAAAUAAGGAUUAUGAAAUUGAUGAAUUUUCUCGAGAGUACCAAGCGUUUCACCCUAUGCCAUCUACAAAGCAAACUUCAUUGGUGGAGGAACAUUUUAUGCCUGUUUUUGAUGGUGAUGAGCCAAGUGAAUCUGAUGAAUCUGAAGCUAUGGAGUCAUCAGAAGACGAACAGGACAAGAACUCUAAAAAGAAAUCACGAGUUCCAAGAUUGUAUGCAGUGAAGGAUGAGAGGCAUGCUGAGGCAUUCUGGAAAAGUAAAUCACUUGCAGAGGAGGAUGCUCUUCCAUUGGAAGAGAGGGUAGCGGCACUGAAAAAUAAGCAGCAAAGUAAUGCUUUUGAUGAUGUCAAGGUGGGAGCAGGAGGAUCUCGCGAAAUUUCCUUCGUCACCAGAAGCUCAGCGAAGUACACGGAAGAUGACGAGGACAAAGAAGCGGAGCCUCAGAGGAGAAGAGGGGUCCAGUCAUUGAAACUGAAGCCUGAUGGAUCAGGAGGGUUCAGAGGCCGUGGCAGAGGAGGGAGAUUUGGAAUGAGAGGGGGAGGGCGAGGAGGCCGAGGAGGAGGAGGAGGCCGAGGAGGAAGGGGAGGCCGAGGAGGAGGAGGCCGAGGCCGAGGCCGUGGUCGUGGCCGGCAUUAAACCACAUAAUAUACCCAAGUCCACUUAACCAGUCACCAAUAUGUGGUUGCAAAUGGAUACACAGAUUUUAUUACACACCCAAGGCAGAUCAGUUGGCAAGAGAUUUAUGGUGUUUAUUCUUCACCACCCAUGUAGCCGCAAGUCUAAAUCAUCCACAAGGGAUUCUGAAGUUUCUAACUAGAACAUUGAAUAUUGAUCUUUCACAGUUUUAAGGGUGAAUUUUUCCUCCCCUUUCACCCUUAUUAUUAUUUUUUAAAGUUCAUUGAUAUUUGUUAUCCAAAAGAUACACCAAGACUAUAAAGUAUUUUCUGUAAUAUUUCAAGAAUAUCUAUGUAAAUAUAUUUUCUCUAUU